CAAUGAAGACCCCAUGUCACCCUACAAAAUGAAAAUUCAAACGCACACAAACGCAAUCGAGCGGAAAAUGUAGAAAAUUCCGAAGACACAUUGUCAGUGCGACGUGCACGUUCCUAUCUGUUCAAAUUUGGAACAAUCUGACGUGAAUAUUUUUCAUUUCUUUUGUUAAUAAAUCAAUUUUAACGUGAAAAAAGCCGUCAUGGAACGCGAUCUUGAUCCAAAAUACACGGCUAUGUGCAGUGAACAAACGAUAUAUUCGAAUAAAGAAGGAUUUUUCGGCGAAUUUUUUGAUAGUCUGAAAAAGGCCAGUCCAAAGAAAUGGAUGAACAAAGUUUUCGGCGGUGCGAAGAGUGAUCGUGAACGAUUUGUUUCGGUAUUGGAGGAGCCGAACGUAAGUGGAACGCUUUUCGGUAUGUUAGAACAUGUGACUGCUGUUUACAAACAAAAAGAUGCAAAGGGAUCGGCAUUACGUCGUCAUGAAGGAGAAAAACUGUUAGCAUGCGGUGAGGUGAAGAAAGCUGUAAUAUUACUGAGCCAGGCGGUAUUACGAGCACCGACUAAAGGCGAAAAUUUGACUGUCGAUGGUGGACUUUCACUCGCAUUUGCAUUGUGGUCUCGAUCGCAAGCGUUUAUUGCACUGAACGAUGGAAAGAGUGCACUCGCUGAUCUUCAAUGUUCGCUGAAUAAUGGACUUCCGGCAAAACAUCAUGGCGAAUAUUAUGUACGUUUAGCGAGAGCAAAUGCUUUAAUUGGAUCGAAGGCGAAAGCAGAAAUUUGCCUAAAUUUAGCCGACCGAUUGUCAGAGAAUCAACUGAAUAUUGAAAAGUUGAGAGAGGAAAUUGGAAUGAUAUCCUCUCACCCCGUUGAUCCGAUAGCAAAAGUACCCGAGCUUUCAUCGGGAGAAAAUCCACAACUAGAAAGUGCAUCUAAUAACAUUGAUUUAACCAGCUCGGAUGGGGUUGGUAAUUAUGUCAAGGCAAAAACGAAUAUUAAAACCGGUGAUGUUCUGCUGGUUGAAAAACCAAUCGUUUCAUCUCUGUUGGAUAAAUUUUUCGGAACCCACUGUUUGCAUUGUAAGCAAAGAUUGGUAGCUCCACAAGGAUGUGACGACUGUUCAGGUGUUGCAUUUUGUUCAGUCCAAUGUAAAAAGAUUGCUUGCUCAACGUAUCAUAAAUAUGAAUGUAAAUUUAUGGACCUGUUAAUCGGCAGUGGCAUGUCCAUUUUAUGCUUUCUGGCAUUAAGGCUUAUCACGCAAUCAACGACUCCCGAACUUGCUCUCCAAAAUGGUCGCAAAAUUAUAUCUGAUUUGUGUACCCAUUCGGAUCGUCGAUCAAAUGACGAUUAUUUGCAGCGGUGUACAAUGACUGCAUUUCUUUUAAGAGUUUUACAAAAGGCUGAAUAUUUCGGAAGACGUACAACCGAGUCCGCCGAGCCAACCAAUGCGGAAUUGGACAUAGCAGAAGUUAUUUUAGGUUUACUGCAAGUUCUUCAGUUCAAUGCUCAUGAGAUUUUUGAAACGAGACACGGAGAGACGCAUAGAUUUAUGGGGGCUAAGCCAGUCUAUAUUGGAGUUGCUCUGUAUAAGACCGGGGCAUAUUUCAAUCAUGACUGCUAUCCUAGUGUAACGCGAUAUUUUGUCGGCUCAACCAUUGUUUUAUGCGCAACGCAUCCAUUAAAGCCCGGUGAUAUGGUAGGCGAAAAUUAUGGACCGAUUUUCACGAAAAAGACGUUACUGGAGCGUUCCAGGUCAUUGAUGUCGAGGUAUUGGUUCAAAUGCGAAUGCAAAUGUUGCAAAGAGAAUUGGCAGAUUCUGGACAAAUUGAACAACAAAGCCAGAUUGAAGUGUACGACACCGUUGUGUGAUGGCGUACAUAAUUAUCCGGAAGAUCCGAGGAAAACGGUAAAAUGUUUGAAAUGCAAGAAAAUGGUUUCGUUGCAAGAGCAUGCUGCUCUUUUGUUAGAGUGUGAAGAACUGUACAGAAAAGGAGCCGAAUUUAUGGAUAAGGAAGAUACCCAAUCCGCUAUCGAUAAGUUCAUCGAAGGAAUUGAUUUGUUCUACGCCAUCGCAGUCGCACCACAUAAAAAUAUGCACCUGGCCGAAGAAUCGUUAAAGGCGUGUUAUGGUGAUCAAGGAACAGUUGUAUCUUUGAAGCAGUAAUUUGAAUUGUAAACGCUUCUCACGCUCACGUGUAGUUUUAGUUGUCUGAUGUUUCCAUUAUACAGACAAAAUAGAAAGAAGCGAAACUAGUU
Messenger RNA from Bradysia coprophila, 2250 nucleotides. It is a transcript of the gene Smyd4-2, whose product is annotated as SET and MYND domain containing, class 4, member 2. Gene Ontology annotation, molecular function: histone deacetylase binding. The record is from RefSeq and is a predicted model, not a curated record. Lineage: Eukaryota; Metazoa; Arthropoda; Insecta; Diptera; Sciaridae. Gene Ontology annotation, cellular component: cytoplasm; nucleus. Gene Ontology annotation, biological process: compound eye photoreceptor development.